Molecule: messenger RNA, 891 nt
Organism: Zingiber officinale
Lineage: Eukaryota; Viridiplantae; Streptophyta; Magnoliopsida; Zingiberales; Zingiberaceae
Product: 50S ribosomal protein L10, chloroplastic-like
Exons: 1
Coding region: 55-750 (231 amino acids)
Biological process (GO): translation
Cellular component (GO): large ribosomal subunit
Molecular function (GO): structural constituent of ribosome
Source: RefSeq, a predicted model, not a curated record
CUCAUCCGGUAACCCUUUCGCUUCGUCCGUCGAGGUCUCCCGAGUCUCUCUCCCAUGGAGGCCUCUCUCUGUUGCUCCUCCACCUCCACGCCGCCGCCUCUUCGCACUCAAGCACAAUCCCUUGCCCUCAAACCUCUGUCCAACCCCUAUUCCCUCUCCUUCCGGCCCGCACGUCGAAACCCCUCCUCGUCCACCACCAUCCGCGCCGCCAUCAGCCGCGCUAAGAAGGAACAGACAGUGGAGAUCGUGAAGAAGGAACUCGAAGGCUGCCACCUCAUCGCCGGCAUCCGCUACAAGGGCCUCACCGUCAAGGAGCUGCAGGACCUCCGUGCCGCUCUUCCCCCCACCUCCCGCCUCCUCGUCGCCAAGAACACCCUCGUCAGCAAGGCCGUCGAGGGCACUCCCUGGGCCUCCAUUGCUCCCUGCCUCCAGGGCAUGAACGCGUGGCUCUUCGUCCACUCGGAAGAGAUACCCGUAGCCCUCAAACCCUACCGCACCUUCCAGCGCGAGCGCAAGCUCGAGGAGAACGACUUCACCGGCGCCGUCUUUGAGGGCAAGUUCUAUGCGCCUGACGAGUUCAAGUCCCUCGAGACUAUGCCUAGUCGUGCGGAGAUCUACGGCAAGAUCCUGGGCGCAAUCAAGAGCCCUUCGAUCUCGCUUGUCAGCACGCUUCAGGCCCCCGCCAGAGAUGUCAUCCUCGUCCUCAAGGCCUAUGUCAGGAAGCUCGAAGAGCAGGGUUCUGCUGCGUAAUUCCUAUCCUUCUGUUUGUUACAUGUUCAAUUUGCCAUUUUGGAUUUGGAUGAUUAGAUUAUUUAUUGAGUAACUUCAAAAUGUAUGAUGCUGUAUACGCCUUCGACCUCAAAUUUAUUUUUCCAUAGGUUGUAUCUGCCA